Molecule: messenger RNA, 3176 nt
Organism: Dicentrarchus labrax (European seabass)
Lineage: Eukaryota; Metazoa; Chordata; Actinopteri; Moronidae
Gene: prkab1a
Product: protein kinase, AMP-activated, beta 1 non-catalytic subunit, a
Exons: 8
Coding region: 154-963 (269 amino acids)
Biological process (GO): signal transduction
Cellular component (GO): nucleotide-activated protein kinase complex; cytoplasm; nucleus
Molecular function (GO): protein kinase binding
Source: RefSeq, a predicted model, not a curated record
UGCGCAUGCGCAAAGCAGGGGGCGUGUUUGUUUAGCAUGACGAAAUGUUUUGUUUUCUGCUCCGGUGAAAUGGGUCUGAGGAGCUAACGCUGGCAGCUACGACGGCAAACAUUGUUUAAGUGACCUUGCACCAGCCCACAAGAAGACAAAGCCAUGGGGAAUACAAGCAGCGAGAGGGCUGCCAUGGGCCAGGGGGAGAAGGCUCAGCGGAGGGACAGCCGGGGUACCAAGGAGGGAGAGAGGCCAAAAAUUCUGAUGGACAGCCCCGAGGAUGCAGAUAUUUUUCACGGUGAAGACAUGAAAGCUCCUUUAGAGAAAGAGGAGUUCCUUGCAUGGCAGCAAGAUUUGGAAGCAGAUGACAAAGGGCCGACUUUAGACCGACCAACGGUCUUUCGCUGGACUGGAGAUGGAAAAGAAGUCUACCUCUCUGGUUCCUUCAACAACUGGGCCAACAAGAUACCCCUUAUUAGAAGUCAGAACACCUUUGUGGCCAUUGUUGAUCUACCUGAAGGGGAGCAUCAGUAUAAGUUUUAUGUGGAUGGCCAGUGGACCCACGACCCAGCUGAGCCAGUUAUAACCAGUCAACUUGGGACAGUCAACAAUGUCAUCCAGGUGAAGAAAACUGACUUUGAGGUGUUCGACGCUCUAAUGGUAGACUCGCAGAAAUGCUCUGACAUGUCAGACCUCUCUAGCUCUCCUCCCGGGCCGUAUCACCAGGAUGCCUAUGUACCUAAACAAGAAGAAAAGAUUAAGUCUCCACCCAUACUCCCACCUCACCUGCUACAGGUCAUCCUCAACAAAGACACUGGAAUUUCUUGUGACCCUGCAUUACUCCCAGAACCCAACCAUGUCAUGCUCAACCACCUCUAUGCUCUCUCCAUUAAGGAUGGCGUGAUGGUGCUCAGUGCGACACAUCGCUAUAAGAAGAAGUAUGUCACCACCUUACUAUAUAAGCCCAUCUGAUUGAAGACUGACUUUUUAAUCCUGUCCGAGUGUGUCAACUGUACACUGAGUAUACAACAUAUUAGCUCCAUCUGUUCUUUCCAUAACAGAGAGAGAGAGAGCGAGCAGGUGAAUCCAGGCUAUAUUGCUCAGACAUUUAAAAAAAAACAUGGCCCGGAAUGUCAAUGUGCGACCACUUGUAUCCUUUACCCAAAUUUGAGAAAGGCCAGCGGUCGCCUGAAUGAUCCCAGAUUAACCUAAAGCUAAUCAGAGGUUAACAGCUCUGAGAUUAUAUCUUGUACACUCACUGUAUAUCCAGCUAUUGUACACAUCUGUUUAGGAUCAUAAACGCCACUCAGUCGCUCCAAUCCUACAUAAUCUGCCUUUAUUUGUUCACGGAUUGCCCUCUGUAGUUUGCAGCAGCACUAUCUUUGCUUAGUAGACAUAGAGUGGCGGUAAUUACGAGGUAGGACAAUAUGUCUGUGAUCACAACAGAUGUAAAUGUAAUGAGGAUGAUUGGUAAUGCUGGGAAGAUCUGACUGAAAGUCCUCAGAUAUAUGAGGUUGCUGUGGUGUUUCCCAGGAGGGAAAGACGACAGAUGUACAAUCAAGAAUGUGAAUGUUAAGGUCAAAGAAAGAAAAAAUGCACUGCAGUAGUUCUCCACUGUUUUUUUUUUGCCUGUUUAUUUAAUGAUAAUCACACAGCGCACAGCAGAUAUUUUCUAAGUAUUCAGUGAUGUAUUUUUUUUUCUACUUUGGUUGAUGAUGUGGUUUGUUUUGUUCUCCCUCUGUAGUUAGUUCCAGUGUUGUGGUCCAGACCAUUCCAGUCAAGAUGUAGACAAGUUAAGACCAAAACCAUAACCAGUUUUAAUUUUUUUAGAAAUGAAUUUAAGAAUGACUUUAUUAGUUUUGCACUAUGAUGAUAAACAUUUAUUUUUGAAGUAGGUAAUGCAUACAGUGUAUGUACACUUACAGCACAACAGUAUAUCGGAAGAAUAAUGCUUAUCAUCCUUUUGAGCGUCUGAGCAGGUUUAGCAGUCUUCACACUGAUUUACCACUACACAAGUAACAUGAUUUCCCUUCUUUCAUACAGUGUAAACACAUUCCAAAAAUAAGAGUCCCACCAGGUAAAUUGUUAAUUGUUUAGUAGCAUUGUUAAGGCACGUGUCCACAGGAUCAGUCUUUUCCAAACUGUCCAUUCACAUUCUAUGUGAGCAGCCGUGCAAUGCAUUCUGGUAGCGCUGCAGCGCUUUUUGAGGGACAGGAUGCCAUGUUUUCUGCCCCUCAUUUGCAUAAGGUAUAGGUCUCUGCUACUUCAUGCACAUCAGGGCCGUCCUGCAACGCAACUUGCCACAUCUGGAAACUCAUAAAAAACUUUGAAACUAUUUGUAAUGUUGUCUAUGUAAAAUGAAGACAGAUUCAGGAACUGCAUGGCAUAUUUCUCACUUAAAAUGUCUUCAGGAACACAUUUCGGUGAACUAUUUCCGUAAAAUAAGAGAACGUUUCCAAACGAGCUGCCAUGUUGGUCCAUUUGGAAAUCCCGGAGCAGAAAGCGUUUGUCCAAUCAGAUGCAGCCAGCAGCGCCCAAUGCUGGGAAGCGGAGCGACCCCUCGCGUCCAAAAUCUCCCCUGUGGACACGUGCCACCAGUUUCUGUUAAGUGACGUUUGAGAUGAAUUCAUGGUUGAGGAGAAAACAUGUAUACAUGAAGAUAUUUGACAAUUAAACAUACAGUAGGUAAAAGACAGUCAUAUGACAAACACUGUCUGAAAGAACCACCGAUUGUUCUGAACACUGAUGAAGGGACGAGCAUAGGCUCAUGUGACUGAGUACUGUUACUGAACAUUUCUUUUUCAUAGUUGGCCUGUACUGUUAAUCGUCUGUCUGCAUUUCAUUAAGUUUGAAUAGAACGGAUUUUGAGUUAAAGGUAUGACUUUACAUCAAUUUAUCAUCAAAUAUCGUGGUAUGAUUGCCACUAACAAAUGAGACCAUGAUGUUCAUUAUUUUAGUUCUAUGUUAGGCCAGUAGAGGCUGACAAUCUCCUCAGUGAAGGUCUCCUUUGUUUGUGUUACUUCUGUUAGUGUCCGAACUACCAUGGUAAUGAUGGAUUGAUGUGAAAAUGUUAGAACCUUAAAUAAAUUGCAGUAUCAAUAAAAUGUUGUUGACCCUUUGAACCAUGUGUGAAUCCAUUUUCCAUUUUGAAAGAAAUUUGUAUUAAAGAUUAAUUUACAAAUUCA